Molecule: messenger RNA, 1277 nt
Organism: Helianthus annuus (common sunflower)
Lineage: Eukaryota; Viridiplantae; Streptophyta; Magnoliopsida; Asterales; Asteraceae
Product: bromodomain-containing protein 4-like
Exons: 2
Coding region: 281-1135 (284 amino acids)
Source: RefSeq, a predicted model, not a curated record
UUCUUAGUUUUGUAGUUCAUUUACGGUUUUUUCUGAUUGGUUACUAAUUAGUUAAUUAAUUAGUGGGUCAUGACUUCAACAUCUUUAGUGGGUAGUUAUAUUUGUAAGGCUAUUUAAAGCCAUUCAAAGUUUAUUUUAGUAGAAAGGAAUUAAGCAAAAAUUGAAGUUUCUUCUUUAUCUUGUGUUCUUGGAGCUUGACCCCCUCUAAGGGUUAUUUAUCUUGGGAGAUUGACCAUCUCGAAUCGGUCCCUAUCAUUUGGUGCUUUCAUUCUCGAUCAUCAUGCCUCCUCGUACAAGCUUCGAAGAAGGCGUCACGACCUUAGUCGACAUGGUCGAAGGACUAGUGACCCAACAAGAAGCUAUUGCCGCCCAACAAGCCUCGCAUACCAUGUCAAUGUUUGACACCAUGUGGAGUUUUCUCGCGGUACAACAGCAACAACUCUUGUUUCUUUGUGCCCGACUCGGCCUAGAACCUCCACCUCCAUUGCCCGCUCGACCACCAUCUCCACCGCCACUCGACGCUCGUCCGCCACUACCACCUCCUCGACCGCCACUCAAGCCAUUUGCUCCGAAGCCUUUCUUACAUCAAAUAUCCACAACCGCAUCCAAAAAACGCAGCCGUCAACACCAACAAGCAACCCCGCAAACCGCACCCAAAAGAUCCUAUUCUACCACCUCGCCCGCACCACAAAUAUCGCCCAAACCAAGCGCGAAAUCUGCACCAAAACAAACCUUAAACGGAACCCAUCGACACCCUUAUUCACUCCCCAACACCACAUGUGCACCUACCAAACAUGCCACCAACAAUAAUAGCCACAACCCCCACGUCUUGCUAUUGCACAAUGAGGAACUGAAGGCAACUGGAAGAUGUGAUUGGCGGCCUCCAUGGCGCUACGUUAUAACCGCACCAAAUGCCCUUGGCAGAGUCGAAUGGCGACCCCCAUGGGGUGUUCCUACCGUCCUUGAGGACAAGGACGUUUUCGAGCGGUGGGCAUUGAUACGUACCUGCAGGCCACAACCAUACCACAACUCCCAUCCAUGCAACCCACCUUUUAGUCAUGAAGUCCACGUUCAAGCUUGUCUUUUGAUUCUUAGUUUUGUAGUUCAUUUACGGUUUUUUCUGAUUGGUUACUAAUUAGUUAAUUAAUUAGUGGGUCAUGACUUCAACAUCUUUAGUGGGUAGUUAUAUUUGUAAGGCUAUUUAAAGCCAUUCAAAGUUUAUUUUAGUAGAAAGGAAUUAAGCAAAAAUUGAAGUUUCUCCUUUAUCUUGUGUUCUU